UGGAGUUUGACUACAAAGCUCAACAUGAUGAUGAGCUGACAAUUACUGUAGGUGACAUAAUCACCAAUAUCAAGAAAGAUGAUGGAGGCUGGUGGGAAGGACAGCUCAAAGGCAGAAGAGGUUUGUUCCCUGACAACUUUGUAAGAGAAAUAAAGAAAGACAUGAAGAAAGAAAAUACUGCCAACAAACCACCAGAGAAGCCUAUAAAUGAAGUUUCCAAUGGAAGCCCUUUACUGUUGUCUGAGACAAUUAUUAGAACCAACAAAAAAGGAGAGAGAAACAGAAGAAGGAGAUGUCAGGUGGCUUUCAGUUACAUGCCUCAAAAUGAAGAUGAAUUGGAAUUAAAAGUUGGUGACAUCAUUGAAGUUGUGGGAGAGGUGGAAGAGGGCUGGUGGGAAGGCAUACUUAAUGGAAAGACGGGCAUGUUUCCUUCCAACUUCAUAAAGGAACUCUCUGAUUCUGAUGAUGUUGGAAUAGCACAGGAGGAGCAAAUAAAGUCAAGAAAAUCUGCCUUUGAAGGGACAAUUCUGUACAGAGUGGCACCGGCAAAGAUUGACAGCUACAGACGUUAUAACAGCCUGAAAGAUGCUACAGGCUCUGAGAGUGAUGGUGGUGACUCUUGCAGUACAAAAUCAGAAGGAGCCAAUGGAGGCACGACAAUCCAGCCCAAAAAGGUCAAAGGUGUUGGCUUUGGAGAUAUCUUCAAAGACAAACCCAUAAAGCUACGACCAAGGUCAAUAGAAGUUGAAAAUGACUUCCUCCCAGUAGAUAAGAGUGUUGGGAAGAAAUUACCUCCAGCCACAGCAACUCAGGAGCCAGCAAAAAUAGAAGUGGACAGCAGAACAAAAAACAAGGAGUAUUGCAAAGUGAUAUUUCCGUAUGAAGCGCAGAACGAUGAUGAACUCACAAUCCGGGAAGGUGAUGUUGUCACACUUAUUAGUAAGGAUUGCAUUGAUGUGGGUUGGUGGGAAGGAGAACUCAAUGGCAGACGAGGUGUCUUUCCAGAUAACUUUGUCAAGCUACUCCCUUCAGAUUUUGAAAAAGAGAGACCGAAGAAACCACCACCUCCAUCAGCCCCUGUCAUCAAACAAGGAUCAGGGACCACAGAUCGGAAGCAUGAAAUCAAGAAGAUACCCCCUGAAAGACCAGAAUGUCUUCCUAAUCGAACAGAAGAAAAAGAAAGAUCAGAGAGAGAGCAAAAACAGGUAGACUUGCAGAAGCCUUCAGUUCCUGCUAUACCUCCGAAGAAACCUCGGCCACCCAAAGCCAACGCUGUGAACAGACCUGGUACCUUGCCCCCAAGACGACCAGAGAGACCAGUUGUGCCUGUGACUCAUGCAAGGAGUGAUAGUCCAAAAGUGGAAUUAGUGGGCAGUACAGUAUCCGGCACUCUAGAGAAAGACUCCUCUGAAAGAAGCAAUGACAUCGACUUGGAAGGUUUUGAUUCUGUAAUACCAAUUGCUGAGAAGCUUAAUCAUCCAACUACAACCAGACCAAAAGCUACUGGCAGGCGACCACCCUCCCAGUCUCUCACAUCUUCAUCACUUUCAAGUCCUGAUUUCUUUGACUCACCAAGUCCUGAAGAUGAGAAGGAAGAACAUGUUUCCAUUACUCACAAAACUCUUGAAGUGUCAAGGAAAUCAAGAACUGUUACAAUAUCACAAGUGUCUGAUAACAAAACUUCCUUGCCUCCAAAACCAGGAGGUCUGGCUAGUGGCAGUAAUGUACAACCAUCACUAUCCCCUUCACCAUCACCUGGAUUUCAUUCAAUUGCUAUGGGAACAACAGGCCACAGGUCAAAUUCCCCAUCCCUAUUUGGUACUGAAGGAAAGCCAAAGACUGAGCACUUGAGCCAAGGUCAGACUGCCCUGGAAGAGCUGAGAACACAAAUUAGGGAGCUGAGAACCAUCAUUGAAACCAUGAAAGACCAGCAAAAAAAAGAGAUUAAACAGUUGCUCUCUGAACUGGAUGAAGAGAAGAAGAUCCGUCUACGAUUGCAGAUGGAAGUUAAUGACAUAAAGAAAGCUCUUCAAUCAAAGUGAAUACUUGAUAGGUGGAAUGUUGCAUUAUUCUUCAUGACUGAGACUCAAAUUUAUGCCCCAGCCAAAAUAACUUUGUGCCAAAUGAUUUAAGAAUUGCCUCAACAUCCCUUUGUUUGAAGGAUUAGCACAACAGUUUUUGAUAGCACAACAAAAGUACCAACAAGAACAAAGUUUCUACCCAAAGUCGUGCUGUGCGGCACUAGUUGUGACUGAAAUUGAUCUUGUGCUAAAGGCUCUCUACUUCAAGAUCCUAGGUGAAAUGAAAACUCAGGCAGUUUAGUCCAUAGUGGUACUAUUUUGAUGAUAUUUUUCCAUAAAUAAAGUGUAUUUCAGAUUAUCUGUUUACAAGCUUUAUGAUUUUGACUUUUGGUUUUUAAUUGUCUU
Cinclus cinclus is the source of this 2426-nucleotide messenger RNA. It is a transcript of the gene SH3KBP1, whose product is annotated as SH3 domain containing kinase binding protein 1. The coding region runs from base 162 to 2042 and encodes 626 amino acids. NCBI's taxonomy places the organism in Eukaryota, Metazoa, Chordata, Aves, Passeriformes, Cinclidae. The record is from RefSeq and is a predicted model, not a curated record. The transcript has 18 exons. Gene Ontology annotation, molecular function: protein binding.